UGAAAAAGUUCAUAAGUUACCAGAACCAAGUUGAAUCAACAUUACAAAACAUUUUAAUUCGUUUUAUUCAAUUCGUUCAGUUAGUCAACAAAAUUCAACGAAAAUGAUUAAGAGUUUCAUCUUGCUUGGCUGUUUAACAGUUUGUUCAAUUGCUUCACCAGCAUACUAUGGAUACAAUGGCCCAUCAUCAAGGUACUCACACAUUCCAAAGGCUGCUUAUGCCAUUCCCGCUCCAUCAUAUGCAUCGCCAAAAGCAUCUUAUGCCGAACCACUCUAUGAUCACAAACCUCAACCAUACAGCUUUGGUUAUGAUAUCAACGAUGGUUAUGGAAACAAAAAUCACCAACAAGAAGAAGGUGAUGAAUACGGCGCCAAACGUGGCUCUUAUGGAUAUACUGAUGCUCAUGGAAUCUAUCGUAAGGUAGACUAUGUGGCUGACAAGCAUGGAUUCCGUGCUACAGUUUCUACCAACGAACCUGGAACUGCACCAAAAGACCCUGCUGAUGUUAAGAUGAUCGCCAAAGAGCCACCAACUCAUUCAGUUUAUGCUGCUCCAGCUUACCUUAGACCUUCUUAUGCUUCUUAUGGUCCAUCAAAGUCAGACUACUCACGACCAGAUUAUCGUAUGGACAGUUACCAUUCAAGCCCUUAUGGACCAAGAAGACACUACUAGACGGAAAAGAUCAUCCAGUUGAACCUCAUUUUACCUGAAAGAAUGAAAAGUAAACCCAUUAAUACUCAUCACUGCUUCUGUUGUCCUCGUUUUAACCCUUUGCCCAUUCAUUAGUAAACUCAUUGUAAUCACAAUUUACCUUCAGCAAUGUAGUAAUGUAAUAUUUUUCACAUAAAGAUUAUUUUUGUAAAAUA
Molecule: messenger RNA, 867 nt
Organism: Tetranychus urticae (two-spotted spider mite)
Lineage: Eukaryota; Metazoa; Arthropoda; Arachnida; Trombidiformes; Tetranychidae
Product: cuticle protein 16.8
Cellular component (GO): chitin-based extracellular matrix
Molecular function (GO): structural constituent of chitin-based larval cuticle
Source: RefSeq, a predicted model, not a curated record